AUGGCAUUGCUUGCUGAUGCGUCCGGCUUGCCAAACCCUCGCAUCGAGUUGGGCCAGAGGCGCUGGUGGGGAACCGAGAUAUCUGAUAUCAUCGUUAAUGUUGAGCACCUGGAGGAUUCGGAGUGCCAGCGUCUGGGGAUCUUGGGUUGUUGCAGCCGGGCAACGGGCGUGCUGCGUGCUUGUUGUGUCUGUUGCACCUUCGCAGUCCUGCUACCGGCGAUUUGCUUGGUUUGGGGCAGUGAGCUGGACACGUCGACGUACAAGGAGCCAGUGAUGGCAGUUGGAUUGGUGCUAUUGGCGAUUUCUUGCUGCCUCUGCUGCUGCUCUUUGCGUCACACUUGUUGCGAGGGGAUCUUCAAUCUGCCUGAGCCAGCCCCCCUGGUACCCCCACUGUGCAAGACACCUGGUCCCACGCUUGAAAUCAAGAAACUGCUGCUUGUGUACAAUCCCAACGCCGGGAAGCGACAGGCACAGAGCAUUCUGGAGGAUAAGGUGCUGCCAGGAUUGCGAAGGCGUGGAAUUGAGUGCACAGCAAUCGCCACUGAGAGCGUGGGACACGCUCGUCACCUGGGAAUGACGCUUCCACUGGUGGAUUUUCAGGCUGCUGUGACACUUGGGGGUGAUGGAACUUUCCACGAGCUUGUGAACGGAAUCUUUUCACGAGAAGACGGCCAGCAAAUCCCAGUGAGCAUCAUCCCACUAGGGACGGGGAAUGGCUUGUCGGCGACCUUGCGCCAGAAUCUACGGCGACAGGGUGAGGAGGUGUCGGUCUGGGCAGAGAUGGAUGCGAUUCUGGAUUGGUCUCUCGAUAGGAUAUCUGGUGGCCGCGUCGCUAGUGUCGACCUUCUAGAGGUGGAAGUCAUGAACCGUCGGAUUUUGGCCGUGAUGAUGGUCUUCUUCGGGUUCUUCGCUGAGGUGGAUGUCGUGGCUGAGCCGUUGCGAUGGCUCGGGCCAGCCCGCUUUGACAUCGCGUCUGUUCUCAUGAUUCUGAAGCAGCAGGCACAGAACCUCAGGUGCAAAGUUACCUUGGCGGACGGAACAGUGCACGAGGACAGCUUGUCCACGAUGGGAGCUAGCGUGGGCUUGACCCAGCACUUCUCAGACAAGCUGCGGUCUGUUCCACAGGCACAACUUGACGACGGCCUGGCGGAAUUUUCUGUGCUCUCAUCGGGGGCCACAGUGGACCAGACUGUUGCAGGAUUCCUGCAGCUGCCGAACGGUGCGCACACCGGAGACAAGGAUGUCUGGGACUCCAAGCAGGUCACCGGUGUGGAAAUCACAUUUGACGGGCCUGGCAUUUUCAAUGUGGACGGCGAGGUUCUGGAACAUGACGGCUUUCUUCGCAUCCGCGUGUUGCCUGCAGCUCUUGAACUGCUCGUUGGAGAGGACGAGGCCGUUUCUGCCGGCCCUGCAGAGGAGGCUGUGUUGCCAGCAUGGAGAGCUGAUCCGGCACGCUGGCGGAUGCUGCUGCUCUACAUGUUCGGGUGUAUGUCCAACCAGGCCAUUUGGAUUGGCUUUGCUCCAAUUGAGUCCGAUGUCAUGACUGAGUAUGGAGUAUCUGCAACGUUUGUGAACUUCCUGUCCUUGAUCUUCAUGAUUGUGUACUUGCCGGCCAACUUCCCAGCCUCCUAUGCCAUGGAUGUUUGGGGUUGCCGAUGGGCCCUGCUGGUGGGUGGCUGCCUUCAGACUUUCGGAGCUAUCCUGAGGUGCCUGCCAGCAGACCCUGUCACUGCUCGGUAUCUGGUGAUGUCUGGCCAAGCGCUGGCUGCUGUUGGACAGCCUUUCUUCACCGACAUGCCACCAAAGAUCGCGGCAGAUUGGUUUCCCGCCUACCAGCGCGUGCUGGCAGAUACCCUAGCUUCGCUGGCAAUGCCUGUUGGAGCAGCCGUGGGAUUCGUACUGCCAGUGGCACUGGGCCUUCGUUCGAUGCUCUACUUCCACCUGGCAUGGUCGGCCUUGUUCCUUAGCCUCGCGUUCCUUUUCUUUCGAGCGGCGCCGGCAACGCCCCCGAGCCCAACCAGGAAGCACCACGAGGGCAAGUCCUUCGGCCAAGAACUUGCAGCGGCGCUGUCCAACGGCAACUUGUGGUGCCUGAUCCUGUCCUUCAGCUGCAGCAUGGGGUCUUUCAACACCUCGAGCACUCUCGCCGCACAGCUCGUGGGCCCUUUUGGGUACAGUGCCGAUGAUGCCUCCAUCUUCGGCGUCGUUACCACGUUCUGUGGAGUCCUUGGGGCUCUUCUCAUGUCCAUCGUUGUCGGCUUGACAGGGGCGCACAAAGCCGUCCUCACCACAUGCUGUGUGCUGUGCGUGCUCUUCGCGCUCCUGGCCGCGUUGACGGUGAUCUAUGUGGGCGAUGGGCCAUGGGGGUUGGAGCUCUUGGCCUUGGCCUUCGGAGGCCUUGGCUUUUCUGCGAUCCCUUUGAUGCCCAUCUCCUUCGAGGCGGCCGUCAUGGUAAGCCAAGCGGGUGAGGGCACGCUGGCCGGCCUCUGCAUGUCCGGGGGCCAACUCCUGGGCAUAGGUCAAACUCUGAUCCUCGGACAGCUCCUCCAGAGUGGCCACCCUAGACUAGCGUGGAUCCUCUUGGGUACGUUGUUUCUUGUGGCCUUGCUGGCGGUAAGCGUCCUGGAUGCAAAUGAAAGUCUUGCAUUGCCAAUUGAGACGCAGAUAGAAUCAUGCACGUCCUGUACGUGCACCAAGAACCUAAUAAAUUAG
Messenger RNA from Symbiodinium sp. CCMP2592, 2712 nucleotides. NCBI's taxonomy places the organism in Eukaryota, Dinophyceae, Suessiales, Symbiodiniaceae. The record is from the annotation of a GenBank genome assembly.